AUGGAGUCGGUUCAUCAUGUCACGGCCUCAUCAAAGGUUUUGUUCACCAAGGUGCGCAAGAUCGUGCCGCCUAUGCUUGAGAAGUUCCACAAAGGUCAAUUGGGGCGUGUAGCGGUUAUUGGAGGAUGUGUUGACUAUACCGGCGCUCCAUACUUCUCGGCCAUGGCAUCUGCCAAAUUAGGGUGUGACAUGAGUCAUGUCGUCUGCGAACGUUCAGCAGCUCCAGUUGUCAAGAGUUAUUCUCCGAACCUAAUGGUCCAUCCGUUGUUACCAAGCUCGGAUACUGUCAAAGACACCCAGUCAAUUGAUGCUCCUGCACUUGCAGGCCCCAUUAUCGACAUGCUUUCUCGCCUCCAUGCACUGGUCAUUGGACCAGGACUUGGUCGUGAUGGCGUCACGCUCAAGGUAGUGGCUGAAGUAAUCAAAGCGGCACGGUCUCAGUCUAUUCCCUUCGUGCUGGAUGCCGACGGGCUUCUCAUUGUGACAGAAAACCCGGGUCUGAUUAAAGGGUACAAGGAGUGCAUUCUCACACCGAAUGUCGUGGAAUUCGGGCGUCUCGCCAAAGCCCUGGGAAUCAAGGUAGCCAGCCAGGCGGAGAUCUCCCAAGAAGGAAACGGCGACCAGAUUAGCAAGGAAUCAGAAGCCUGCGAACAGCUGUCCAAAGCCCUCGGCGGCGUGACAGUUGUCCAGAAAGGACCGCACGACGUGAUCUCCAACGGAGUCACCAGCAUAAUAUCUGACACCAAAGGAGGACUGAAGCGCAGCGGCGGCCAAGGCGAUACUCUGACGGGUUCGCUAGGUACCUUUCUCGCCUGGAGAGCAGCUUACCACGACAAGCUGUGGGACUCUGGUGAGCAAGACAACGCAAAGGAUGCGCAGACCAGGGAUGAAGUCCAGGCCGAGCUCGAGUCCAACAAGCGCAUGUCCCCGACAACGACGCUACUCCUGGCUGCAUGGGCUGGAAGUAGUAUUACUCGAGAGUGCUCGCGAAAGGCUUUCGAGGCCAAAGGGCGGAGCAUGCAGGCUAGUGAUCUCACCGAUGAAGUGCAUGGGGCUUUCUUGAGGCUGAUUGGAGAGCCGGAGGGAUCGCAGACGCAUCUCUAG
Messenger RNA from Penicillium atrosanguineum, 1104 nucleotides. RefSeq names its product ATP-dependent (S)-NAD(P)H-hydrate dehydratase. The coding region runs from base 1 to 1104 and encodes 367 amino acids. The record is from RefSeq and is a predicted model, not a curated record. Gene Ontology annotation, molecular function: ATP-dependent NAD(P)H-hydrate dehydratase activity. The transcript is spliced from 6 exons. Gene Ontology annotation, biological process: metabolite repair. Lineage: Eukaryota; Fungi; Ascomycota; Eurotiomycetes; Eurotiales; Aspergillaceae.